CCAAAACUGGCUCAACUUUAAUGAAUUUAAUGCUUCUAGAUAACCCAGAGCAUCAAAGAUGUGCUCUUUAAUUCCUUGCUUUUGCUCAUUUCCAGCCCUCUCUAAACAGGAGUACACAUGAGGACUUCACAUUAUAGAAGAAUGGUGAAGAUUUCUUCAAAUCUCAUUUUUAAAAUAAGGAUUCUUUCUUAUUUCUCAAUAUUUAAACAGGAUUAUUUAACUCUUCAUUGAAGUGCUGUCUCCUCCUCCAGUGGAAGACUUUACCAUGUGCUCCAGAGAUGUUAAACUCCCUCUGAGCUGAGGGAGAAGGCUGGAAAGUGAAGAGUGGAGGUGCCAGGCAAUGUCUAUCUGCCAGACUGGACUGGAGAAAGCUGGAAUGAGCUAAGGUGGCUUUGGAUCUCUCAGCCCUCCUUCAGGCUCCCUCCAAGUGCUUCUGCCCCUGAACACACAGGACAUUCUGCCCUAGGACUAAAAGAGGACACAGAUGGGUUCAUUGCUUUCAAGGCCCCAUUUUGUCCUGUCCUGGCUCUAUUUACUAUUUUUUACUGUUACAUGAGGGUGGACACUGUGCAAGAACUGUCCCUGGUGGAUGAACCUCCUGGGCUGAGCUGUGGAGUUUGACCUGGAUGAUGCCAUUCCCAAAGUGCAGCUCCUCAAGGACAAACAGCAAACAUUUGUCACCGAGUGCUUUGAGCAGGUCAUUGGCCUGGCAGGGUGGCUCCACUGAGGCCUUGUGGUGCCUCCUGCCGACCCACCCUCUGGACAAAGCUGUCCAAAGCCAUGACCAGCAGGGAGGAUGGAGCUGGCAAAGGAGCUGUUUGAGGUGAUGAAGGUCAGUUCUUCCACGAGCAGGAUGGACAAGUGGUCACUGUGCCUCUGAGCCGGUGGGACAGCUGCAGGUUCCACAGCAGCAUCCUCUCCCAAGAACUAGGACUUUCUCAGUUUUCCAAGCCCUUGUUAAUGAGGAAGGGACGCCCGAAUCCUGACGGUGCCAUUCCUGGCAGAUAGUCCUCCCGGCCGCCAGGGGGCGCCCGCCGCGCCCGCCGGAACCACCGAGAGCGGCGCGCGCCGCCCGCCGCCCGCGUGUGUCCGCCCACGUGACAGGGAGGAGCUCCCCAUUGGCCGCGCCGGCGGGGCCGGGCGCGCGCACCCGCGGGUGGCGCUCUCCAUCCCCUGUCCGUCCCCUGUCCGUCCCGCCAUGGAGGCCCUGCUGAGGAGGUGCCGUGUCCCGGCGCUGGCCGCCCGUCAGUGCGGGACCAGGGCCCGGCACGGCGGCUCCCCGGGCAGGGCCAGGCGCCUGCUGCUCUCGGAGCUCUUCCAGCCGCUGGCGCUGCCCGUGGGCGGCCAGGCAGGGCCCGAGGGCCGGCCCGGGGAGCCCACCUGCCGCAGCCAGCGGCUGAUGCUGCAAGCGGGGCUCAUCCAUCCCACCAGCCCCGGCUGCUACUGCUACCUGCCGCCCACCGUGCGCGCCAUGGAGAAGCUGAUCAGGGUGAUGGACCAGGAGAUGCAGGCCGUGGGCGGGCAGAAGCUGAACCUGCCCAGCCUGUGCUCGGCCGAGCUGUGGCGCGCCAGCGGCCGCUGGGACCAGAUGGGGCCGGAGCUUUUCCGCCUGGUGGAUCGGCACAACCACGGCUACUGCCUGGGCCCCACGCACGAGGAGGUGGUGACGGCGCUGGUGGCCUCGCAGAGCGGCCUGUCCUACAAGCAGCUCCCGCUGCGCCUCUACCAGGUCACCAGGAAAUUCCGGGACGAGCCCAAGCCGCGCUUCGGUUUGCUGCGCAGCCGGGAGUUCUACAUGAAGGACAUGUACACCUUUGACAGCUCCGAGGAGGCGGCCCGGCGCACCUACGAGCAGGUGUGCGCCGCCUACUGCCGCCUCCUCACCCGCCUGGGGCUGCGCUUCGUCAAGGUGCGGGCGGCCACGGGCAGCAUCGGCGGCACCACGUCCCACGAGUUCCAGCUCCCGGCGGACGUCGGCGAGGACCGGCUGCUGCUCUGCCCUCAGGGACAUUUCGCAGCCAACGUGGAGACGCUGAACGGAGAGCAAACCUCGUGCCCCGCGUGCGGGGAGAAGCUCACCGAGACCAAAGGGAUCGAGGUGGGGCACACCUUUUACCUGGGCACCAAGUACUCCUCGGUCGCCAACGCCGUCUUCUCCUCCGCCGAGAACAAGCCGCAGCUGGCAGAAAUGGGCUGCUACGGCCUGGGCGUCACUCGCAUCCUGGCGGCCGCCAUCGAGGUGCUCUCCACCGAGGACAGCAUCCGCUGGCCCAGCCUCAUCGCUCCCUACCAGCUCUGCUUCAUCCCCCCCAAGCGGGGCAGCAGGGAGGAGCAGGGGGCAGUGCUGCUGGAGCAGGUGUACGAUGAGCUGGCUGAAGCACUGCCCCACCUGGCUGGCGACUCGGUGCUGGACGACCGGACCCAGCUGACCAUCGGCAAAAGGCUGAAGGAUGCCAAAAGGCUGGGCUAUCCCUACGUGGUUGUAGCUGGGAAGAGGGUCUGCGAGGACCCCCCGGUCUUUGAGGUUUGGAAUCAGAACGCCAGCGAGGUUUUGUUCCUCACCAAAGAAGGGAUCAUAGAGCUGCUGAGUAAAGUGCAAGUCCCUUAAA
Messenger RNA from Oenanthe melanoleuca, 2609 nucleotides. It is a transcript of the gene PARS2, whose product is annotated as prolyl-tRNA synthetase 2, mitochondrial. The record is from RefSeq and is a predicted model, not a curated record. Lineage: Eukaryota; Metazoa; Chordata; Aves; Passeriformes; Muscicapidae. Gene Ontology annotation, molecular function: ATP binding; proline-tRNA ligase activity. Gene Ontology annotation, biological process: prolyl-tRNA aminoacylation. The transcript has 2 exons. Gene Ontology annotation, cellular component: cytoplasm; mitochondrion. The coding region runs from base 1199 to 2608 and encodes 469 amino acids.